AUGGGUCCCUGGAGCCACCACAUCAGCCUCCGCUUCUCUGUCUCCAGCCUGGGCCUUCUGUUCCUACUCCUUCCAGAAUGCUUGGGGGUCGAGGGCAGGCUGGCUCACAAACUGUUCCGUCACCUCUUUGCCAACUACACAAGUGCCCUGAGGCCUGUGGCAGACACAGACCAAGCUCUGAACGUGACCCUGGAGGUGACACUGUCCCAGAUCAUCGACAUGGAUGAGCGGAACCAGGUGCUGACUCUAUACCUGUGGAUCCGACAGGAAUGGACAGAUGCUUACCUACGAUGGGACCCCGAUGCCUAUGGUGGCCUGGAUGCCAUCCGCAUCCCCAGCAGUCUUGUGUGGCGACCAGACAUUGUUCUCUAUAACAAAGCCAUGGGUCCCUGGAGCCACCACAUCAGCCUCCGCUUCUCUGUCUCCAGCCUGGGCCUUCUGUUCCUACUCCUUCCAGAAUGCUUGGGGGUCGAGGGCAGGCUGGCUCACAAACUGUUCCGUCACCUCUUUGCCAACUACACAAGUGCCCUGAGGCCUGUGGCAGACACAGACCAAGCUCUGAACGUGACCCUGGAGGUGACACUGUCCCAGAUCAUCGACAUGGAUGAGCGGAACCAGGUGCUGACUCUAUACCUGUGGAUCCGACAGGAAUGGACAGAUGCUUACCUACGAUGGGACCCCGAUGCCUAUGGUGGCCUGGAUGCCAUCCGCAUCCCCAGCAGUCUUGUGUGGCGACCAGACAUUGUUCUCUAUAACAAAGCUGACGCUCAGCCUCCGGCCUCAGCCAGCACCAACGUGGUCCUGCGGCAUGACGGCGCCGUGCGCUGGGAUGCGCCUGCCAUCACGCGCAGCUCCUGCCGCGUGGAUGUGUCAGCCUUCCCGUUCGAUGCACAGCGCUGUGGCCUGACAUUUGGCUCGUGGACACAUGGCGGGCUCCAGCUGGACGUGCGGACGCGCGGUGCAGCCGCCAGCCUGGCGGACUUUGUGGAGAACGUGGAGUGGCGCGUGCUGGGCAUGCCCGCGCGGCGUAGAGUGCUCACCUACGGCUGCUGCUCCGAGCCCUACCCGGACGUGACCUUCACGUUGCUGCUGCGUCGCCGCGCUGCAGCCUAUGUGUGCAACCUGCUGCUGCCUUGCGUGCUCAUCUCGCUGCUAGCACCUCUCGCCUUCCACCUGCCCGCCGACUCAGGCGAGAAGGUGUCCCUGGGCGUCACCGUGCUGCUGGCACUCACCGUCUUCCAGCUGCUCCUGGCAGAGAGCAUGCCACCGGCAGAGAGCGUGCCGCUCAUAGGGAAGUACUACAUGGCCACCAUGACCAUGGUCACCUUUUCCACGGCACUCACCAUUCUUAUCAUGAACCUGCAUUACUGUGGUCCCAGUGCCCGCCCAGUGCCAGCCUGGGCUCGGGCCCUCCUGCUGGGAUAUCUGGCACGAGGCCUCUGUGUACGGGAACGAGGGGAGCCCUGCACGUGGUCUAGGCCACACGAGUCAGCCCCCAGCCCCCAGCCUUCUGAGGCAGGGACUGACCCCCCAGCAGGCCCUUGCCAUGAGCCUCAGUGUCUGUGCCAUCAGGAAGCUCUGCUCCAUCAUGUAGCCACCAUUGCCAGCACCUUCCACAGCUACCGGGCAGCACAGUGCCGCCAUGAGGACUGGAAGCGCCUGGCCCGUGUGAUGGACCGUUUCUUCCUGGGCAUCUUCUUCUCCAUGGCUCUGGUCAUGAGCCUCCUGGUGCUGGUGCAGGCCCUUUGA
Condylura cristata (star-nosed mole) is the source of this 1749-nucleotide messenger RNA. It is a transcript of the gene CHRNA10, whose product is annotated as cholinergic receptor, nicotinic, alpha 10 (neuronal). Gene Ontology annotation, molecular function: acetylcholine-gated monoatomic cation-selective channel activity; transmembrane signaling receptor activity. The coding region runs from base 1 to 1749 and encodes 582 amino acids. The record is from RefSeq and is a predicted model, not a curated record. Gene Ontology annotation, biological process: chemical synaptic transmission; regulation of membrane potential; signal transduction. The transcript is spliced from 8 exons. Gene Ontology annotation, cellular component: postsynaptic membrane; synapse; neuron projection. Lineage: Eukaryota; Metazoa; Chordata; Mammalia; Eulipotyphla; Talpidae.